GUACGCGUAGUUAACUUCACGUUGUAUGCACUGCCCUCUUUUUUGUAGAAGUGUUGGGGCGUAGUUCCCUCCCUUAACCCUUUCUGUAACUUUAACCUCUACAACACGUCUGCUUAAUUCUCGUAUUGGAACCCUAUUUAAGCUUCUGACGAUUGUGUAGUGAAGACAGGAAAGAAAGAACUUCAUUGUAUUUGACAGAGGGCCUGCGGUGUAAAAGCCCCUAUAAAUGGCUGGGCAACGCGCAGGAAAUGCGCCAGCCCGGCGAGCCUUGCGGGAGCGUAAGGUUUCACAGCGCAUGGCAGUUGUGGACGAUGCGACUCGCCAACAGGCAGCCCAAGCCCGGUUAGAUGCGCUAGAGAACGACAACGAGCAGGCGGGCGAUCCGUUCGGACUGGCCAGCGACGAUGAUGAGUUCGUGUUGGAGGACGAAGAAGAGGAGGAAGAGGUUGGUGGCAAGAAGGGCAAGGGGCGCAAGAAGUCAGGCGGAGUCAAGCGGAAACUGCGCGGCGUGGCGUCGGAUCGUCGAGGGCCCAAGACCUUCGCGCGGUUACUGGAGGAGGCUGAGCUGGACCGGCUGCCCCCAGGCAAGCCAAGCUACCUGACGGCGGCUGCGCGGCCGUCAACCACCAGCGCCGCAAGGAAGUUCUGCUCCGUUUGCGGCAACACGUCCGGGUACACGUGCGCACGAUGCGGAUCACGAUACUGCUGUCGGAAAUGUUA
Astrephomene gubernaculifera is the source of this 720-nucleotide messenger RNA. Lineage: Eukaryota; Viridiplantae; Chlorophyta; Chlorophyceae; Chlamydomonadales; Astrephomenaceae. The record is from the annotation of a GenBank genome assembly.